This is a messenger RNA of Rosa rugosa (rugosa rose), 585 nucleotides long. RefSeq lists its product as uncharacterized. Gene Ontology annotation, cellular component: nucleus. Gene Ontology annotation, biological process: regulation of ribosomal protein gene transcription by RNA polymerase II. The record is from RefSeq and is a predicted model, not a curated record. The coding region runs from base 1 to 585 and encodes 194 amino acids. Gene Ontology annotation, molecular function: protein binding; sequence-specific DNA binding. Lineage: Eukaryota; Viridiplantae; Streptophyta; Magnoliopsida; Rosales; Rosaceae. The transcript is spliced from 2 exons.
AUGAACAUCUCCCACCACCAUGCGCACAUCUUCUACGACCUCACCCGCCGCUGCUUCGCGCUGGAGGUCAUCAAGAAGAAUGGCUGCCUCGUGGAGGGGAUUGUCCACCUCCCCAGAAACCUUCUGGUCAAGUUCGAUUCACAGGAUCUGCUUCAGAUUGGGGAUAAAGAGUUUUACUUUGUGUUACCGAUAAGGAUUACUCUAGCAAUUGGAAUUGGGAUAAGUUUGUUUUUUGAAUCAUAUGAUGGAGGAGGAGUUGCGAGAGUGGCCGCCGAUGGAGGAGUGGGAAUGGGGAAGGGAGCCGAUGGGGCUGAGGACGAGGGUGGACUAAAAAGAUCUAGUGGUCUUCUCUCUGUUGUGGGAGUCUCCGAAUGGGCUUUCUUGAACUUGCGGCUCGCGGCUCGGAGACUUGAACUUGCGGCGGCUAUCUUACUCGGAGAUUUGGAUUGCUCGGAAGAGACUUACAGCGGCGGCGGAGGAGGACGAAGAGACUUGAAGGCUGGGUUCGAAUGUUCGACUAAGGGAUUGAAUUUGAAAUCUAGAGGGGGAUUGAAUCAUUUGUAUGGGAUUGAAGGCUGGGUAUGA